UGCAGGUUUGUCUCACAUCCGACUCUCAACAAUGACUUCUGGCGGCAUGAAGACAGCGCCUAACAAAAGGCCGUACAUCUGUAUUCCGAAAAAACUCAUAGAUCUUUUGGCCGAGCAAUAUGAACUUGAACAUGGACUGCUUGUAGAAGAUCUGAAUCCCUAUAUAAAUGAAGGAUAUAUACAAGCUUACUUCCGAGAAUGGGGCACCGUCAAAUCAUGCAAAAUUAGGAAGAAUCCCAACUCUGGGAAACAAAAAUCGUUGGCCUUUGUGAAGUUUUCUUGUGAGGAAGAAGCAGACAUGGCAGACUGGGUCGGUCCUCACAAUAUCGGUGGAACAGAAGUUAAAGUGAGGCGCUUUGUUACUUUCAAGGGUGAGGAGGAUUCAGAGCAAGGGGUUGAUGGAGCCACAGUUAAACCUCGACCACGGCCUUCAAUGGGUCUUGGCUACCUACUCGAAGAUGCUCAGUGGUUAGACGAAGAUGAAUGAAUAAACAAAGCUUUGAUCCAAAGUUGACCAGCUUGAGGGCAUUGGUUGUUAUGUCAGUACCAUACAUGAGAACAUACAACCUAAUGCACAUGUAUUUAUGUAUGUAUUUCUCUUAGUUUUACUAAUAAGUUUUACUUACUUACCCAUAACUGUGAAUUUCUGGCUAAACAAUAUUUUUUUGUUUAUUGUAUAUUUUGUAAAUGUAUUGUGUUUAUGACAUUUUAGUUAAAUGUUUGUAAAGGACCUACAGAUGUCACACUAUAAGUGAAGUUAGUCAUGUAUUCCUUUGUCCAGCCACUGUUGGUGAAUGUGACAUGAUUGUUGACUUUAUGGUAACAAGACAAAAUUGUGAAGUUGUAAGAAAAUAUUAGUUAUUGUUGGUUUUCUUUGCUCAGGAAUAAAUACAAAGAAGUCAAAGGA
This is a messenger RNA of Maylandia zebra (zebra mbuna), 907 nucleotides long. RefSeq names its product heterogeneous nuclear ribonucleoprotein A2 homolog 1. Gene Ontology annotation, molecular function: mRNA 3'-UTR binding. The record is from RefSeq and is a predicted model, not a curated record. Gene Ontology annotation, biological process: mRNA splicing, via spliceosome. Gene Ontology annotation, cellular component: catalytic step 2 spliceosome. NCBI's taxonomy places the organism in Eukaryota, Metazoa, Chordata, Actinopteri, Cichliformes, Cichlidae.